AUGCCUUUCACAAAGCCUCUCAGCAUCGCUUCCGAUGGUUAUGCUUCACAAACAGCCUGGCGCGACAUUCAGAAAUUUCUUCCCGAAAGACUUCAUUUCACGACUGAACAUUGCCCUGUGGAAGAAUGGUGGGAACACAAAGGAUACAAACUACAUCUGGAUCGAUGGCGUAACGCAGCAGCCAAGAUUCGGUUGAUCCUGCACCAUGGCGUUGGAACCAAUGGCCGCCAAAUGUCGAUGAUUCUCGGAGUACCCCUGCACAAGGCCGGCUUCGAGCUUGUUGCCAUCGACAUGCCUGGCUACGGCUGUACGGAGGCGCCUAGUGGCCAAGUUUGGUCAUACGAUGAUUGGGUUCAGCUAUCGAGCGAUUUCAUGGACCGCGAACUGGAGGCAGACCCGCGGCCCAUUGUUCUCUACGGUCUGAGUGCCGGUGGAAUGCUGGCCUACCAUUCUGCCGCUCUCAACCAGAAGGUCAAAGGCAUCAUUGGCAUGACUUUUCUCGACCAGCGCAUUCAGCAAGUCGCCGACACUACCGCAAGAAACAUUGUCCUGAGCCGUGUUGGAUUGCCCCUCACUCGCGCUGCCAACGCAACAUGUUUCGCACGUACCAAGAUACCCAUGUCGCUCGCAAGCAAAAUGUCGACGCUGGUAAACAACGACGAUGCCUUACAGAUUUUCCUGAACGACAGCACUUCAGCAGGUUCAGCAGCCUCGAUGCAUUUCUUGGCAACUUACUCUCAAUACAAACCGGCGAUAGAGCCAGAAGCCUUUGACUUGUGUCCCGUGCUCUUAACCCAGCCUUCGCUGGACCGAUGGACACCUUUGGAGCUGAGUGAACUGUUCCUGUCUCGUAUUACCAAGGUGCCUGUGAAGACUGUGGAACUUGAAAAGGCGGGUCAUUAUCCCCUCGAGGAACCUGGACUGCAGCAAAUGGCAGAUGCUAUUGUCGAAUUUUUAAACGGGUUGAAACUGUAA
This is a messenger RNA of Trichoderma asperellum CBS 433.97, 975 nucleotides long. RefSeq lists its product as uncharacterized. NCBI's taxonomy places the organism in Eukaryota, Fungi, Ascomycota, Sordariomycetes, Hypocreales, Hypocreaceae. The record is from RefSeq and is a predicted model, not a curated record.